AUGGAGAAUUCAGGGAAGAAAAGAGGAAUUGUGAUAAAAGAUGACUGGCCAGGUUACAGUCUUGACCUGUUCACCUACCCCGAACACUACCACGAAGACAUAGAGAGUGUUUACAUUCCACAUGGGGUAAUAAUGAACAGGACAGAGCGGCUGUCCCGUUACAUCAUGGAAGACUUCGGAGACAGCCACAUCAUGGUGCUUUGCGUUCUGAAGGGAGGCUACAAGUUCUGCUCAGACCUGGUGGAGUUUAUCAAGGUUCUUGGCCGCAACUCUAACAAGUACCUUGAAACGCGGGUGGAGUUCAUCCGUCUGAAGAGUUACCUGAAUGACCAGUCAACAGAAGACCUGCACAUCAUAGGAAGCAGUGAUCUGUCUUUUCUGCGUGGAAAGUGUGUGCUCAUUGUUGAGGCCAUAGUUGACACAGGAAAGACCAUGAACGCCCUACUGAAGCAUGUGGAGACCUUUGAACCCAAGAUGGUCAAGGUCGCAGGUCUACUGGUGAAAAGGGUUCCUAACAUGGCUGAAAAUCUAACAGACUAUGUUGGAUUUGAAAUCCCCAACCGCUUUGUUGUUGGUUAUGCCUUGGACUACAAUGAAUACUUCCGUGACCUGAAUCAUAUCUGUGUCAUCAGCAAGAGUGGGAAGACGAAGUACAAGGUUUGA
This is a messenger RNA of Scomber japonicus (chub mackerel), 663 nucleotides long. RefSeq names its product phosphoribosyl transferase domain containing 1a (gene prtfdc1a). Bases 1 to 663 code for a protein of 220 amino acids. Gene Ontology annotation, biological process: hypoxanthine metabolic process; IMP salvage; purine ribonucleoside salvage. Lineage: Eukaryota; Metazoa; Chordata; Actinopteri; Scombriformes; Scombridae. The transcript is spliced from 9 exons. The record is from RefSeq and is a predicted model, not a curated record. Gene Ontology annotation, molecular function: magnesium ion binding; hypoxanthine phosphoribosyltransferase activity.